This is a messenger RNA of Clunio marinus, 2700 nucleotides long. The record is from the annotation of a GenBank genome assembly. NCBI's taxonomy places the organism in Eukaryota, Metazoa, Arthropoda, Insecta, Diptera, Chironomidae.
ACUUUUGUAAGCUUGUAUUCCACAUAAGAGCAAAUAAAUCGAGCUCUUAAAAAAAUUAUUUUUCAUCGCUUAGAAAAGCAAAAAUAUUAAUUUCAAGAGUUUAUUGUUCAUGUUAAUAUCCUUCAUUAAACAGAAAAAAUGAAGCGCGUCCAGCCAACGGUUGUUCAUUCUCAGUCACAACAUACAGUACGUCGCAUGAUCCAACAGCGCGACAACACACAAAUGAGUGCUGUUAACAAAAUCAACAAUCUGCCAAGUGUUUCAGUGUCAACACAACCAAGAUAUGUCCGUCAAACGAUUUAUUCAGGCGUGAACGCUCACAAAUGCUUCAUUUGUGAUGAAAAUAUCCUUGGACAGGCAACAAACCUUACAGAAUCUGAAACGAUUACGUCUCGUGAAAAAGUAACGAAGAAGUUAGCUAAAAUGGUUGGCGAUGACUUUUGUGUUAUCGUGUCAGAGGAGGAUAAAAUUUGUAGACGCUGCAUUACUCUCUUCAACACCAUGGAUAAAUAUGAGUUUGAUUUAGAGAAUGUAAAGUCACGAUUGCGAACAUUUAUUAAAAAAAAAUAUGGAAUUGACGACGAAGAGCCGCCAUUGAAGAUACAAAAGCUCAAUAGUGGCAGUCCUAGCUAUAACCGUUGGCAAAACAAUACAGAGAAGACAACUGCCGUUGCAGCUGAGAAUCAGUUAAAAAAUCUAUCAUCUAGCAAUGUUUCUCCUGCAGCUCGGCGUGGCACUGGUCCUGUUAAACUCUACAAGUGCAUUGCAUGCGAUUUUAAAACAACAGAUUUGAGUCAAUUCCAACCGCACUCAAACGAAUGUAAAGGGCAAUCAAACAAAACUCAAUCGACUCUUCAAAAUCGAAUUGUAAGACAAGCCUACAACAGUCCGACGCAAAAACAAAAUCAAAACGCCACAGAAAAGCAACAACAAAAAGUCGGUGGUACAACAAUUGUUCGUAACAAUAUUCCACAGUCACAGAUUCAAUGUCGCAUCUGUGCUUUUAAGACAACAGAUCGAGCUCUGUUCCAAGAACAUCAGCGAAACCAUAUGAAGAAUCGACCUUUCAAAUGUCGAAUGUGUUUAGAACGUUUCGAGACACGUGAAGCAGCACAGAUUCAUGCAAAAAUUCAUCAGACUAACACAACUGGGCAAACAUCUUGGCAGUGUAGUGUCUGCACACGUCAAUUCAGUAAACGAGACCUCUUCGAGGCUCAUAUGAAGACACACGAAAAGUUCAAAACCAUUUCGCAACAAGAGGUCAUCGUUAUGAAUAAGAAUGAUAAAAAUACUGCAACUAUUCAAAAACCACUGACAGAUAUAAUCAAGGAAGCUCUUAGUGAAGAUGAUCAGGACACUGUUAAUGAGCUCAUUGAAUUCCAUUCAUGUAAUUUGUGCUCAUUAACAUUCGUCAAUAAGAAGCUUUAUGCUCAGCAUAUGAAGACACAUGAUAAGUCAAAUGAAGGUGCUCGAACAACAUACACCAAAACAAAACAACAAGAUACACUUGGCGAUCUCGAAAGUAUUUUCGAGAAGAUGCAUUCAGAAAAUGUUCAUCAUACAGUUGCGUCGAAUGGAGGCUUAAGCGAUAAAAAUGUAUUAAUAACAACACAAGAAGGUGGAAUUACUUAUAACAUUACAAUUCCACAAGAUGAUGUUCCGGAAGUUGUUGAAGUUGAUGAAGAGCAAAAACAAAAUGUUCGCAUUGAUAUGCCAAAUCUCGAUGACCCCAAUGAAGCGCAAGAGAAGACGGAUGUGCAUGUUAGCAUGCCAAGUUUAAGUGCUGAUGAUGAAGAGAAUACACAAAGCAGUCAAGAGCAAACUGAAGUUCAAGGAACUGAAAAUAGUGGCGCAAUUCCAAUGGAGCUUGAAGAUUUACAAAAUGCAUCUGGUAAUGGGCAACAAUUGAAGUUCAUUGUCGAUGAGAACGGUCAAUUUUUGCAAUUGGAUAAUCAUAUUUUAACGACCGAUGCUGAAGGAAAUCAAAUUCUUGUACAAGGGACCGAUCAAGAACAAUUGCAGCAUCUGCUUCAAAGUGUUGGUGUUGAUGGAAAUCAAGUUCUCGUUCAGUUGCAAGGAAAUGGUGAAGGAAUUGAUGGAGAAGGCACAACACUUCAGAUGCUUGGCGAUGGUAAUCAAGGUCAGAUGAUUCUUGUUCAAGGCGCUGAUGGAGAAAGUCAAUUAAUUGAUGCAUCGAUGCUUCAAACUGAAGGGGGAAAUUUAGUGUUGCAACAAGAUGCCGAUGGUGAAACACAUCUUACAACAGCUGAUGGUAUUCCCGUAUCAGUUUCAUUUACAGGCGAAGGUGGCGAUGGACAAAUAACAGUGACUAUGGCUUCAGCAGGACAGGAAGGAGAAGGCCAACAAAUUUUUAUUCAACAACCAAUGGAACUUGGCGAGGAUCAAGAAUCUGAAACACCAGCAGAAUUUUCUUCUCAAAAUCAAGAAGAAACGACACAACAAACAAACACUGCUGAUCCUUUAGCUGAACAGUCACAAGAUGAUCAAUCUGAAGCAACUUCCAAUGCUAAAGUGACAUCAACAACAGAGGAAUCUAAGAAAACACCUACAAAAGAUGAUGACGCUACUAAUAAGGAAUCAUCGCAAGUUGACGAAGUGAAAGGAGAAGAUUAUAAAACCGAUGUAAAAGAUUCAAAGCAAGAUGAAAAAGGAGAAGAAGUAGAAAAGGUAAAAUUAUGA